AUGGCUCGAACAAAACAAACUGCUCGAAAAUCAACUGGUGGUAAAGCCCCAAGAAAACAGUUGGCAACAAAAGCAGCACGAAAAUCAGCACCAUCAACCGGUGGAAUUAAAAAACCACAUCGUUUUCGCCCCGGUACGGUAGCUUUGCGUGAAAUUCGUCGUUAUCAAAAAUCGACUGAAUUAUUAAUAAGAAAAUUGCCGUUUCAACGUUUGGUGCGUGAAAUUGCACAAGACUUUAAGACUGAUUUACGUUUUCAAUCGGCAGCUAUUGGUGCAUUACAAGAAGCAUCGGAAGCUUAUUUGGUCAGUUUAUUUGAAGACACAAAUUUAUGUGCAAUUCAUGCAAAACGUGUUACGAUUAUGCCAAAAGAUAUUCAACUGGCACGACGUAUUCGUGGUGAACGUGCUUAG
This is a messenger RNA of Didymodactylos carnosus, 411 nucleotides long. Lineage: Eukaryota; Metazoa; Rotifera; Eurotatoria; Philodinida; Philodinidae. The record is from the annotation of a GenBank genome assembly.